CAAUGGGUCCUUGGUGCCAGCAGAUGGGCAACCCACGGAGCGGUCGGAGAGCCCCACCCCAGGGCUGGCUCAGGGCAUGGAACCAGGUGUCUGGACAGCCUGCCGGCCAUGAGAGACUGAGCCAGCCAGGACCCUGGGUGCAGGCAUCGGAGGUGCUGGCUCUGCUUUAGGAGUGGGCCUGCUCUGCUACAGAGAUGGGGCUCUAACACAGGGUGGGGUUCGGAGUCUUGGGGUAUUGGCCUCUCUCUAGCAGUGAGAAUGGGGACACACGAGCCCGACUUUGUUAUUCGUCCUGCAGGAGUCGAGUGGGGUUCCCCUUCAUCUGUGGUGUCUCCCAGAGUCUGGCUCAUUUCUUCCCACCAUCCAGUCGGCUGUCCUAGCUUGUCUUGGAGCAGUCAUCUUGGCACUGGAGAGGAGAGGCUAAAGCUCUCCGGUGUUUUGGUUUCCAGGGGCAGGCCAGGAGGGGGCGAUGUUUGUUCACACCCGGUCCUACGAGGACCUGACGAGCCCUGAGGAUGGAGAUGUCGUGUCCAGGAACCCUGAGGAAGGGCAAGGGGACCAGGCAGACCAGACCAGCAUGGAACAGAUCAGCAAGGACUUCAGUGAGCUCAGCACACAGCUAACGGGCAUGGCAUUAGACCUGGAAGAGGAGAUGAGGCCGAGUCAGGAGGACAAGAUGGAUCUCUCGCUGCAGACUGCCCGGAGAGACUCAGCUCGGUCAGAGAAAGAGGACGAGGACGUGACCAUGGAGGCCUGGCGCAUGCAUCAGAAGCAUGUGUUCGUGCUGAGCGAGGCGGGCAAGCCAGUGUAUUCCCGCUACGGCUCAGAGGAGGCGCUGUCCAGCACCAUGGGAGUGAUGAUGGCCCUGGUGUCCUUCCUGGAGGCAGAGAAGAAUGCCAUCAGGUCUAUCCAUGCAGACGGCUACAAGGUGGUCUUUGUGCGCCGGAGCCCCCUGGUGCUGGUGGCCGUGGCCCGGACGCGGCAGUCGGAGCAGGAGAUCACUCAUGAGCUCCUCUACAUCUACUACCAGAUCCUCAGCCUGCUCACCUGGACCCAACUCAACCACAUCUUCCAACAGAAGCAGAACUAUGACCUACGCAGGCUGCUAGCGGGCUCCGAGCGCAUCACCGACAACUUGCUGGACCUGAUGGCUCGGGACCCCAGCUUCCUGAUGGGUGCCGCGCGCUGCCUGCCGAUGACAGCGGGGCUCAGGGACACCGUGAGCACCUGCCUCCAGCAGGCCAAGGCCAAAAGCCUGGUGUUCUCCAUCCUGCUGUCCAGGAACCAGCUGGUGUCUCUAGUGAGGAAAAAGGACCAGUUCCUGCAUCCCAUUGACCUGCAUUUACUCUUCAACCUCAUUAGCUCCUCCUCCUCCUUCCGUGAGGGUGAGGCCUGGACUCCUAUCUGCCUGCCCAAGUUCAACUCCAGCGGCUUCUUCCAUGCCCACAUCUCAUACCUGGAGCAGGACAUGGAUCUGUGCCUGCUCCUGGUCUCCACCAACCGUGAGGACUUCUUCACUGUCUCCGACUGCAAGCGCCGGUUCCAGGAGCGCCUGCGGAAGCGUGGCAUGUCCCAUGCCCUGCAGGAGGCCCUGCGCACCCCCUUCUACAGCGUCUCCCAAGUGGGGAUCCCGGACCUCAGACACUUCAUCUACAAAUCCAAGAGCUCAGGUCUCUUCACCAGCCCUGAGAUUGAGGCUCCCUAUGUCAGCGAGGAGGAGAAACAGAGACUGCUGGAACUAUACCAGUACCUACACAGCCGUGCCCACAACUCUUCCCGCCCCCUGAAAAACAUCUACUUCACAGGACCCAGUGAAAAUCUUCUGGCUUGGGUGACCAGUGCCUUUGAGCUCUACGUGUGCUACAGCCCCCUGGGGACCAAGGCAGCUGCUCUCACCGCUGUCAACAAGCUGAUGAAGUGGAUCCGCAGGGAAGAGGACAGACUCUUCAUCCUGACACCGCAGACCUACUGAUGGGUGCUGUGCCAUGCCAGCCAUGCCCAGAAGAUUCCCGGCUCCAAUCAGAACAUCCCCCGGGGCAGGCCCUGCCCUCCCAGUGUGCGCGGGAGAUGGUGGGAAAGCGGCACCCUUUGGAAGCAGAGUCCUCUGCCCCCCAACGCAGGGAAAGCACAUUAAUGGGGCUGUUAAAUAGCAGAUUUUAGAGACCCUAAAGCUUCCCAAGUUGCCUGGCACUGUGACCAGGACUCAGUGGAGCCCCUGCUACUGAGGGGCCGCCCCACCUGGACACACAUUCCCCACUACAGCCUCCAGCCACUGCUUCUACCUCACCUGCCACUUCUCAGCCUCCCCACACCAUCCUGCUUCCCUACCCUGUUGGGACACUCUUCAUUCCUGAGGUAUAUCCCUCAGUCUAGGGGAGUGAGGGAAUCCCCCUUUUGCUAGCUGCCUCCAUGGUGGGGCAGGGGAGGGGUAGGUGCUCAGUCUGCACUGGGCUCCUAGGACCCCUGGUUCCUCCUGUAGCACCUCCCCUCUUUUCUCCAUCACUAGACUAUUCCCAGAGCGCUGAGGUGGCAUCUCCACCACUCCAGACCCACCCCGCUAUCCCUGGCCUCCAGGUCUCUGAGCCAGGGGUCACUGCCUGUGCACCGCAGAACCUGCUGGCUCCACCUCUGCCCCAGUUAUCUGCCAGGCCCAGGCAUUCUGCCCGGGUCCCCAAGGGACAGGUUCUCAGGGGUGUUGGUGGGCAGGGCACACAGGGCAACCUGCCAUGAGCAGGAAGGGCCGUAUUACCCAGCGGCUUGGCCACUUGGUGUCGUCCCUCUCCCUGCUGUCUUCCAGCUUUCCCCUGCUCCUGGCAUCUUGAUGCCAGCAUCUCCCAGCCGGGCCCUUCACAGCCCUGUUGGAGGCCUGGGGGGCAGGGAGCACUCAGACAGGAAGAACAGGCCCUUUGGGCUCCAAAGUGAGGAGGCCCUCAUGUCGCCUUAUGUUGGCCUGGUCACCCUGGGGAGGGCAGGGUGGCUGGGUCCCCAACCCCAGAAGGAUUCGCCCUCAGGUCUCCAUUAGUCAGUGCCGGCCUCUCCCACCCCCAGGUAUUCCCUAGAUCUCGCCCAAGCCCAGAUCACAGGCAGUUUGCCUGUCCCUGCGGCUGGGUUUUCGGAGCCAGCUCAGCAGCUGAUCUGUGUUCAUGACCAUGGCACCGGAUCCUGGGAUGGGGCUGGAGGAGGAAACCAACACCACUGAAUAAAGACUGCAGAGAAACGAUGGUGGUUUUCUUGCCGUGGGAUGGCCACGUGGUGGCAGCAGAGGAUGAGAGCGGGAAAGGGCUGGGUCCAGGGUCUGAGGUUAAAGCCAGUUUCCAUUGUGAACCGCACCGGGACCCCUGUUAACUGUCUCUGAAAAGCCAAACGAUCUUCGUUGUAGCCCAAACUGUUUCUGUUGCAGCCUGAACAUGCUUGGCACAACUGGAUGUCCCACUGUCCUGCGGUGCUUUACAAUGAUUAUCAGUUGUUCUUAUUUUCAGGAAUUUGCAAUACUACAGCCCAGAACAAAUAUCCCAUGCGGGGUUAAUAAAGUGGGUGCUAUGGCCCGGCAGGGGCAAGGGCCGCCAGCAGCCCUGCAAUGUGCCACUGACUCAAGCAGACUUUGGAAUUGGACUGGGACGGUGCCAAUGGUAGGCCCAGGUCGAGCCAGCACCACGUGCUUGUCCGUGGCCACACCUGCUCCUGGGCCCUGCCAGGACAGAUAAGGGAAAUAAUCUAUAGCGGUAUGAGGCACCUUGAUCCUAUCCCCUCAGUGUAGCUGCAGCCGUAAGAUCUCACUCCCCUGAACUGCCAGUCAGCCUGGGCCCAGAGGAGAGGAUAGAGCAGCUCUGGCUGUCCUGUUGGCCUGCUGGGAGAGAGACGUGUCCCUGGGAAACAGGGAGUGUGACUAGCAGGUGGCAGUCACUGACCUGUCCCAAGACACCAUAGGAAAUCGGGCCCCCAGCUCCAAGGGUGGAGAAGGAUUUGUCUGGGACUUGGAGGAUUUUUUCUUCCCUUGCUCACUGUGGGCUCAUGAGUGUGAAAGGCACCUAGGGCACACAGGGAGCUUUCCAUAAACAGGGGUGGGGAGUGGGGAGAUGGUUGGGAGCAGCCAGUGCCUGCUGCCCAGUGGGGAAAUAUGGACUCCCAGGAUCUGCACAGUGCAGCUAUAAACCACAUCCUCCCUGGCAGAUUUCACAACCCUGCCAGUCAUUGCCUCAUCUGCCCUGAACCUUGGCCUACAGAGCUCAGCAGCCAGGGAUCUCAUUCCAUGCAAACCUGGGUCCCCUUCGCCACAACCAGUGUGGUGAGUCUCCAGGGGGUUGAGUUUUGGGGUGUCAGUGACCUGGUUUGAGAAGGGCAGCCUUCCCUCUGCCUUUCAAGGCUCUGUUGCUAUCUUGGGUUCCUGGCCCCCAUGCCCAGCAUAUCUGAGCCCCUCAAUCCAGAAGAGACUGAUCCUCACGUCCCACCCUCCCAUGCACAAGAGCUGUACUAGGGUAGGUUCACCCAUGGUGAACUUCCUGGGCUGUUAUAGGCUUCCAAUGUGACCCUGGGCAAGUCACUUAGCCUCGGUGCAGUGGGGAUGCUAGUCCUGCACUGCCUGACGGCGGUGCAAGGGAAAUGCACAAUUAAGCCAUGUGUUGAGAGCCACUGAUGCUCUCUAUAAGGUGUAAUUGUUCUGCAGAUGGGAACAGAGGCACAGCGACAGACCAAAGCUCACACAGGGAGUGAACCAAAGCUGGGAACUGAAUCCUGGUCAUCUGGCUCUCAGGGUAGGGGCCAGCCUUCCACUCCAUGCUCAGCCUCCACAGUCCAAUUCCUGAACCUCCAAUACCUUCCCCUUCCUUCCACUGUACAUGAUCCACUACCAGGCCCAGUCCGGCAUGGUGACCCUCAUUCAGGGAGCAGUCUCACUGGAGCGUAGGGCAAGGGCUGCUCCCAUGUGUGUGGGUCUGCAGGGCUGGGCCCUUUGGGGAGAAGGGUAGCAGCUCUCAAAUGCCAACAGUGUUAUUGCUCCAGUGCGUCAAUGCACACAGCGUUUUGCAGGCAAAUCCCAAGAGUGGUGGUGUCUGCUCAGAGGCAGCCAACAGGGGAUGAAGGAGGCCAGCAGGAGUGGACCGCUGGCAGCGAGAAGGGCAGUGUGAGGAUGAGGAUACGGAUGGGGUUCAUAGUCCUGAGUCAGAGAGGCUGGUCUUGCAGGAUGACCCCUGGGGAAGAAGACUCAGUGACGCGACCCAGAGCAGAUGAAGGGCUCGGAAAGUUGGAUCGAGCUAGUGGAACGGGCGUGCUGGGGGUUAUGCCAGGGCAGCACCAGACAGAGCCUUCAGGAAGAGGAUGAGGAAUGUGGGCUCGCUGUGGAUAGAGGCUGGAGGCUGGUGGGUGGAUCUGAGCAGGGAGCAGACAGCACCCCCAUGGUGGGCCAAGGGAGGAGAGUUUGGCUGCAGUGGGCAGAAUGGGCUGGACAGGGAAAGGGAGGAAGAGAAGGCUGCAGCCCUCAGGUGAGGCACGAGGUACCCAGGGCAGGAGAGAGCUGAUCCCAAGGAGAUGGGGAAGAACAAUGGGGUUUCGCAGCAGCUGGGACAGGCUUGGAGGACAGGGAGGGUGAGGGGCCCCAGUUUUGCAGCAUUUAACCUAAGGAAGCUGUGGGACCUCCCUGAGGAAAUAACAGGGCUGUGGGGAGGGGAGCCCUGGCAGAUGCAGAUCUGAGUCAUGGGCACCAAGGAGGCAGCAGCACCCUGGGGGCAGGCACACUUGUCUGGGGUGGGGACAGGUUUAGAACGGGAGCAAGUGUCAGCAGCUCCUGGGGAAGGAGGGGCCCACUGGGAGAGGGUCCAAGAGAUACAGGGAGGAUGGGAAGUAGGAGAGGGCAGAAGCCUGGGAGGAGGGGGCAGGAGAAGGGAAUCUUGAGGGGGGACGGAUAAUCCCAAAGCCCAGGACAGAAGAAGGAUGAAGGGCAAGCAGGUGGCAAGGAGACCCCUCGCUCAGCGAGGAGGGCUAGUUACUCUGGGGAGGGCUGGCUCAGCAGGUGGGCCCCAGCGGUGGUAGAGGCUUGUGGGGUAGCUAGCACACGCCAACACUUGGGGAUGGCAGUGAGGUGGCAGCUGGCUCUUCUCCAGAGCAGGGGAAGAGAAGGCAGGAUCAGCAACUCAGUUUCCUGGCAGGUGCCAGCCUGCAUGCGGGGCAGUUGGCAGACCCCGUGGGUGAGCUAGCGCCACCGACACCAGCCAGGCCUGGCUGCCUGCACGCUCACCAGCCUAUCCUGGUAUGAGCCGCAGGUACUCCCAGCUCUCCUGGCACAGUGGGAGGCAGGACCCCCUCCGCGGGUGCGUCAGAAACCCCUGCUUGGACCAAAGGGGCCAGAGCAGCUGGUUUUAAGGGCUGCCACCCA
This is a messenger RNA of Chelonoidis abingdonii (Abingdon island giant tortoise), 6367 nucleotides long. The record is from RefSeq and is a predicted model, not a curated record. Lineage: Eukaryota; Metazoa; Chordata; Testudines; Testudinidae.